CUUGAGCUCAUCCGCACGAAUCUAAAUCCACACGUUCCGAUAAUUUCGUGUAUUUCACGUUGGGAAAAAAAUUGCCGAAAAAAUUCCUCGAGUCUCUCUCCACACCUCUCCCGGCCCCGACGAGACCUUGAGACGUCGGAAGUGUCAGAUAAAAAAAAAAGCCCACGAGACUCGAGCAAGUCCCCAAAAAUCUAGAACAUUCAACAUUUAAAAACUAAAAAAAAUCGUGAUUUAUCGAAUUUUUUCAAAGUGAUCAAGUGCAAUUCGAAUCGCUUCGGCUGCAUUGAGCCCUCGGUGGCGGGAAAAAUUCGAACAAAAAAAGGGAUUUAUGUGUACACGAUGGUCGAAUCGCUGAGUGAGAGGGAGAUGAGGAUAAUAAAAGUCAAAUAGAGAGUAAAGUGCGUCGUCGAUCGUUCGACUACGGGGCGUCCGUGUCUCUCUGUGUCUGUGUCUUUUUUUUUUUACUCAAAGAACGAAAAAAAUUUGAGCAUUCAUUCCCGCAACUGUGCACAGCUUUAACAAGAUAAAAAUAAAAAUAAAAAAAAUCCCCGGUUUCUAUUAAAUUAACUGACAAAUCUUCGAUUAAAAAUUUUAGUUUGAAAAAUUUUUUUUUGUUUGUGAUUUUUUUGUGAAGUUUCAUUCUGAGUGAUUAUGACCAAGGAUAAUUGAAUGAUCUUGAUACACUUGGGAUUACCAUGCUAGCUGUGGCCACGAGUUUCAGGUGGCCGCAGUCAAACGCUCAUUCAGAUGCACCCAAGUACUGUCCCCAAUAUGACAGUAAAAUAGAAGUGAAAAUACAAGCAUCUUCCCAUCGAUGCCAAUUUGCCAUGUUUAGGUGAGCGGGGAGGUAGGCGCUGACCGGUGGCGGCGGCGGCCAUGCGCCCCGGCCCGCCAUCACCGAGCCGUCGCAGGCCUGCCCGUCGCCAGCAGCACCAGCAUCCGUACAACAUAACAAGUAAUCGUCAUCAUCACCAUCGGAUUCUAGGCGAUAUUGGUAGCAUUAACACGUGGGCGAUCUUAUUUCUACUGCUACUCGUGUCGGGUCCCUGUCUCGCACUUAUUGAGACAUCAUACAAUCAGUUGGAUCAUUUGGAAUCAAGAAAAAUUGAUCAACAAGGAACAAGUAAAUCAUCGGUAUUGGAACGUGCCAAUAGGAAGCCGAGAAAUUUGACUAUUGGAUAUUUGACAGCUAUCAAAGGUGGUCUCAAGGACAGACAGGGACUCGCUAUAUCUGGGGCUAUAUCGAUGGCGCUUGAUGAGAUUAAUAAUGAUCCAAACAUACUGCCGGACGUGCGGCUGGUGAUGCGGUGGAACGACACUCGGGGAGAGACAGUUGACGCAACCAGGGCAAUGGUCGACAUGAUUUGCGACGGUGUUGCUGCAUUUUUUGGACCAGAAGGCUCGUGUUACGUCGAAGCCAUUGUAGCACAAUCGAGAAAUAUACCUAUGAUCAGUUAUAAAUGUUCCGACUACAAAGCCUCCAAAGUACCAACAUUCGCCCGGACCGAGCCACCCGACACACAGGUAACCAAGUCACUGAUAGCCCUACUGUUGCAUUACGGUUGGAACAAAUUCACGAUAAUAACCGAGAGUGCGUGGACAACAGUGGCAAAAUCCCUGGAGAAUCAGGCUGCCAAGAACAACCUCACGGUGAAUCACUACAAAACCGUUGAAGAUCGUCACACAUGUUGCGAGGAUCGUUUGCCCUGUUGUCACGUUGGGGUUUGGUUCCAGUUGAUUCAAGAGACCAAGAAUAUGACACGUAUAUACAUAUUUCUCGGUACACCAAUGUCUCUCAUUGAUCUUAUGGGUGCUAUGCAGAAUCAGAGACUCCUUGAUAACGGUGAAUACAUGGUUAUUCACGUUGAUAUGAUGACGUAUUCGCCUAGAGAGGCGCAAAAGUACUUAUGGAAGCCAGAGGAUUACGAUAAAUUGAAGAAUUGUCUCGAGCCCAAGGAUUUUCUCAAACGUGCUAGAUCACUAAUGGUUGUGGCAUCGAGUCCACCCACCCAGAAUUAUGAAGAAUUCACAAAAAGAGUGAGGGAUUACACGUCUAAAGAGCCAUUCAAUUUUCCAGUACCUGAUCUUCUGAUGAAGUACGAGAAGUACGUGUCUAUUCAUGCGGCUUAUCUGUACGAUUCGGUAAAGCUGUAUGCUACGGCAUUGGAUCAACUGAUUCGUGAACAGCCUGAGAGCAGUCUUGAGGAGAUUGUUAGCAAUGGAACGAUGAUCAUUGAAACCAUCAUCAAGAGGCAUACGUAUCAGAGCGUGGGUGGACAAACGAUAAAACUAGACAAAGCAGGUGACUCAGAGGGAAAUUUUUCAGUACUAGCCCUGAAGAAAGAGCACUUUACCCAAGAGAACUUCAGCUGUGAGUUCCAGAUGAAGCCAGUUGGGCAGUUUCAACAGGGUGAAACUCUAGUGUACAGACCAUCGGAGUCCAUGGAAUGGCCGGGAAAGAAUAAACCAGAGGCUGAACCAGGCUGUGGAUUUUUGAAUGAACACUGUCCCAAAGAUGAUACACAUCUUCGUAGUAUCGUUGCUGCUGGUAUUCUAGCUGUUCUACUGUUUUGUGCUGCUGUUAUUACGAUGAGUAUUUACAGAAGAUGGAAAAUUGAACAGGAAAUUGAGGGUCUGCUUUGGAAAAUUGAUCCUAGUGAAAUUCAUGGAUAUCCACAUCUGGAUAAUCUCAUGUCGUCACCUAGUAAAUUAAGUUUAGUUAGCGCAAUGUCAUACGAGUCAAGAUGCGGUGGCCAAGUGUUUGCCCAGACUGGCCAUUACCACGGUGUCGUAGUGAGAAUAAAAGAGCUCAAAUUUUCUAAAAAAAAAGACAUAUCACGUGAUGUUAUGAAGGAGAUGAGAAUUUUACGUGAAAUAAGGCAUGGAAAUCUCAAUUCAUUCAUCGGUGCAUGUGUCGAGCCCAUGAGGAUACUGUUAAUUACCGAUUAUUGUGCCAAAGGAAGUCUUUACGACAUAAUUGAAAACGAGGACAUAAAAUUAGACGAUAUGUUCAUUGCGUCAUUAGUUCAUGAUCUCAUUAAGGGUAUGCUGUAUAUUCAUGAAUCUUCAGUGCUAGUCUGCCAUGGUAAUCUCAAAUCGUCAAAUUGCGUUGUUACGUCACGAUGGGUACUACAAGUGUCUGAUUUUGGUCUUCACGAUAUGAGACACUGCGCCGAGUCCGACAGUAUCGGUGAACAUCAGUAUUAUCGAAAUCUGUUCUGGAAGGCGCCAGAGUUGCUGAGGAACCCCAACGCCCCAAUAAGGGGCACCCAAGAGGGUGACAUCUACUCAUUCGCCAUAAUUCUCUUCGAGAUGAUAGGGAGAAAGGGUCCCUACGGUGGAGUCAACCUAGAGCCCAAAGAAAUAAUUGACCGCGUGAAGCGAUACCCGGAGGACAGUGAGCCACCCUUUCGUCCAAACAUCGACAUUCUGUCUGAAUCGGAGACUGAUUGUGCUGAUUACAUCGUAAGUGCGAUAACUGAUUGCUGGUCAGAGAGUCCAGAGUUGAGGCCAGACUUCAAGAUGAUAAGAAGUAGACUUGCCAAAAUGAAGGCUGGUAGACAUAGAAAUAUUAUGGAUCAGAUGAUGGAUAUGAUGGAGAAAUAUGCCAAUAAUCUCGAGGAUCUAGUCAGUGAGCGCACGCGCCUUCUCUUCGAGGAAAAACAGAAAACUGAGGAUUUGUUGCAUCGAAUGCUGCCAGAACCUGUGGCGAAUUGCCUGACGAAUGGAAUUGGUGUGGAGCCAGAGGCGUUCGAUCUCGUGACAAUCUACUUCAGCGAUAUCGUGGGAUUCACAGCAAUGUCUGCUGAGAGCACACCCUUUCAGGUCGUCAAUUUUCUCAACGAUCUUUACACUAUUUUCGAUCGGAUUAUCAAGGGGUACGAUGUCUACAAGGUUGAGACUAUCGGGGAUGCCUACAUGGUGGUAUCAGGAUUACCAAUCAAAAAUGGUAACAGACAUGCUGGCGAGAUAGCUUCCAUGUCACUGGAGCUCCUGAACGCAGUGAAGCAGCAUACGAUAGCCCACAGGCCACAAGAGACUCUAAAACUUCGAAUAGGAAUUCAUACCGGUCCAGUUGUGGCGGGUGUAGUAGGCCUGACAAUGCCCCGAUACUGCCUAUUCGGCGACACUGUGAAUACAGCAUCGAGAAUGGAGUCUAAUGGAGAAGCCCUGAGGAUUCACAUAAGUGCACAGUGCAAAGAGGCUCUCGACAAAGUUGGUGGUUACAUUAUUGAGGAGAGAGGACUGGUGCAUAUGAAGGGAAAGGGAGAUGUCAAGACUUAUUGGCUGGUUGGAGCCAAUGAAAAGGCCAUUCAGAAGAGAGAGGUGGACGUGGGAGACCUCGCCCCGCUCUUCUGUCGACCCCGUCGAAGCCCCAAAUUGAACCCAGACUCCCGCCAGGCGUCCCUCCUGGGAGGUCUGGGUGCAGGUUCACGACGUACGAGUGCAGUUCCCCGACCGAGCCCAGACGACGCAGUCUCCCAGUGUGGUAAUGCCAGCCCAGUCCCCCGACACCUGCGACUGGGUAAACUCGAGCGAAAUCCCCUCUUCCUCAUCGACAGCCUCUCCAAAACGACCCUGGACAAGGGAACAGUCAGUGAAGAGGCAGAGAUAAGGGCUGCAAACAUCAAACUAGCCCUCGACGAUCUCUUUCUCGAGGGAAAGCCAAAACUCAACAAAAAUGCGAGAGUUUUGUCGACAAUCGCCUCCUCCUCGACCACCUCCGACUAUCCCUCGACAAUAAUUCGAGAGUCCAAGUCCCUGGAUCCAUUCCCCAGUGAUUUCCGCCGUGAAUCCCCUCACUUGAGAUGGAAAGAACCGAAGAAGAGCUUUCGAUCACUCGAGAACUGCGAGAAAUUCACGAGCUCCAAGGAAAAUCUCAAGAGUCUCAACAACAAUUAUCCCAAUGGGGAUGUGAUCCUCAAGGAGAACUUCCAAGAGGAGGUGAAUGCUCCUCUCCUGGGGCACGAAGAGAUGACGGGGACGAGUGAGGGGGAGGGGGAGGGGGAGGGUCUGGGGGGUGUAAAGAGGUGGAGAUCACUGGAUCACGUGGUGACUAAUGUUAGUGGGGAUGGGGUGCCUGAUAAGAAGAGCUCGGCGAGAAAUUCAAUUAGAAGUUGGCUGGUGAAUUUGUUCAAUGGAAAUGGACUGAGGAGUAGUGAAGUGUCGAUUAGGAGAGGGGUCAUUGCUGGGUAUGAGCUGCAGGGGGAGAGGGAGAGCAUUGUUUGAAGCGUUAUGGGGGAGUAAGUGUUUGAAAUUCUUGGGAGUUAUUCUGAGGGGAUUGUCUUGACAAGAGUUGGGUCUAGGGGGAACUAUGAGAAAAGGUUUUUGUGGGGAAUUUCAUCAACUACAAAAAUCAUCUUCUGACAUUUUCUGUUAGAGUCAAGAUUUUCCGUCAAGAUAACCGCAGAUUUAACAAAGUGAAAUUUUGUUGAAAUUGGGGUUGUCAUCUAGAUGAUUGUUCACAUUUUGCUCAAUUUGAGCAUUUGGGGGAAAAUGUCAAGGUGAUCUGAAUGAAAUUUUAGGCAUGAAACUUGGCUACGAAAAUAGUCUCGUAAAUUUCCACUUCGAACAGAGAAAAUAAUCCUCAACUUAUCUCAACUUCUGGGGAAAAUUGGUGAAUACGAAGGGUGCCAGUUAUGAUGGGUGUGAUGAGUCAGUGAAGGACGAUAAGAGCAUCACUAACAAAUAAUUAAAUUCUUUUGUUGCCAUUUUUUACUCGGGUAAUUUUCAUUGCAUGUGAAUGAUGAAUUUUUUAGAAUGAUGAAUAUUUAUUGAGGAAUUUGAAUGGUGGUUAGAUAGGUACUCAGAAGAUUCUACAGAUAUUUAUUAUUACCGAAUGAGGUGAGAAGAGAAUAAUCAGUAGUGAAGUGGUAGGUAGAACACAACAGAACAUGAACAAAAUCAAUUGUUCACGUAUUCUUAAACAUUGAAUUAUCUCGAUGAUAACUGAUUCUAUGGAACAAUGUCGAGAGACGUUUUUUGUUAGAUAUUUAAUCCUCUGCAAAAAGCUUUCUUGACAUUUUUUGCUGAAACUAAUAGUGUUGGAGAUAAUUGCACUAUCAACAAAAAUUAUUUUGUUAAACUGAUGACUGGUUUCAGGAAAAAAAAAUAUGUCAAGGUCUCAUGACAUUUCUCGUCGAACCACUCGUUUUCGAGAUUAAUGGACAAUUGACAAGAACGAAAUUUGAGUCAAGAGACUUCGAUAACUCAUUGAAAUAAUUUUACGAGUUCAUUCAUUUUACCCCUUCACCACUGAUAAUAUCGAAUGAAACAGAGUGACACUGGAAUUUCCAAAAUGACAAAUCCAUUGCACUGAAAAUUCCCCGAAAUUUAUUGUUUUUAUCGCGGAACAACGAUUAGUUAAGUGCAAUUUUUAUGUACAUGAUUUACAGUUACCGAAAGUGUAUAGUUCCAUUCAACUUUAUAUUUUUGUUUAAUUUUUAUCGAAAGUAUGUGACACGGGCCAUUUAUUUUUCAUUUAUCCCCACCAAAAGGUUCAAAAAUUUUUUAUUUUUUAUUUGCGAGAGCGAGAGAAUCGUGUUGUGUGUCGCAGAAUCAAAAUUACUUUUUUUUUAUAUAUAAUUUUUGAGACGAAACGAUAACGAAUUCAUUAGAAUAAUUUCCCGAUGUUUUAUUAAUUCGAGAGAAUAUUCACACUCAGAUGAAAAUAUUGAAGUCGACAUACUGUUCUUUUUUUUUGUUGAUUAUCAGUUAUCAUCACACAAAUACUUCUGUUUAUUUUUUGUUCACUGAAGGAAAGCAAAUUCUUCGUAUGGCUGUGAAAAGUGAACUAUAAUUUGUACCUAAGGUGCUUAGUUUAAUACAAAAUAAAUGGAAAACCGAUAAAAAAAAUAAUGAUUAAAAUAUUCCUAGGUAAUUAAUUAUAAAGAACGUUUACAAAUAUAAAUAUGUAAGGUUGUAAAGAUUAAGAACAAAUGAAUCGACGUCAAGUGUAUAUAAAUUGAAUAAUAAUAUAUCGAUGUAAAGAUAAUAAUUGUGUAAAUUUAAAGAAAGAAAGAUAUGAAAAAAA
This is a messenger RNA of Diachasma alloeum, 7033 nucleotides long. RefSeq names its product receptor-type guanylate cyclase Gyc76C. Bases 877 to 5229 code for a protein of 1450 amino acids. NCBI's taxonomy places the organism in Eukaryota, Metazoa, Arthropoda, Insecta, Hymenoptera, Braconidae. Gene Ontology annotation, biological process: cGMP biosynthetic process; receptor guanylyl cyclase signaling pathway; protein phosphorylation. The transcript is spliced from 16 exons. Gene Ontology annotation, molecular function: protein kinase activity; peptide receptor activity; ATP binding. The record is from RefSeq and is a predicted model, not a curated record.